UCAUGUUUGCGCCUUGCCCUUGACUUCGGGAAACAAAAGACUUCUCCGAAGCAGGGGAGCAGCCGCCACCGCGCCGUCGCCGCGAGACCUUUCCUUCCCACGCUCCGAUGGCGAUCUCCCACCUCUCCCGCCGCCUUAUGAGCCCUACGGUGGCCGCCACGGUAAACUUCCCGAAGUCAUUCGCCCAUGGCCGCGACCCCUACAUCCUCCUCCACCCCUGCCGCCGCUUCUUCUCCACGUCCCCAGACCCCAGCCCCAACUCCACCGCCUCCGGGCCCUCGGACCCCAACCCGAGCGCGGCCUCCGCGCCCGCUUCGCCGGAUUCUAUGCGGCACCAGGAAAUCGAGGGCCCCACGGUGGAGCGCGACACGUCGCCGCUGGCAGACGAGACGCGGCGGGGGCUCGACGAGCUCUGCCGCACCGUGCAGCGCCUCAGCGCCUCGCUCGCUCUUCUCGGAGGGGCGCACCUCGCCGCCGGCGCGUGGAUCGCCUACGGUGCCCCGCCCGUCGGGGUCGAGUCGGCCGCAGCGGUGCAGGGCGUGGUGGCGUUCGCGUUCCCAUUCACGGUGGCCCUGGUGUUGCGCCGCGCCAUCAAACCCAUCACCUUCUUCCAGAAGAUGGAGGCCAACGCGAGGCUGCAGGUGCUCACGCUGUGCCUCCAGGCUACAAAGAACGUUAACCUCAUGCUGCUCCGGACGCGGGUGGUGGCCAUCUCUUGCGCUUUCGGGGUGUCUGUCGGGUCAGUUGCUGCGAUCUUGAUGCGGUAAGCUUAAGCUCAGAUCUCUGCGGGAAGGAUGGUUAGUAUCGGUAACUGAGGAAUAAGAGAGCACUGGUAUAGGCAAGUGACUUUGAACUCCGAAAUUUUUGUGCUUUUGGAUGUUGGAUUGUGAUUUUGGUGAUUGUACACGAGACUAAGGAGAUCAUAAUGUGAUUGUUUGAAAUGUUUCUAGUACAA
Messenger RNA from Phragmites australis (common reed), 955 nucleotides. RefSeq lists its product as uncharacterized. The transcript has a single exon. The record is from RefSeq and is a predicted model, not a curated record. Lineage: Eukaryota; Viridiplantae; Streptophyta; Magnoliopsida; Poales; Poaceae. Bases 108 to 767 code for a protein of 219 amino acids.